Molecule: messenger RNA, 1760 nt
Organism: Trichoderma asperellum CBS 433.97
Lineage: Eukaryota; Fungi; Ascomycota; Sordariomycetes; Hypocreales; Hypocreaceae
Source: RefSeq, a predicted model, not a curated record
UCUUGUGGAACAGAAAGACGAUGUCGUAGGCAUAUUAACGAUUCCCCAUUCAAACCCAAAAGAGAAUCGCUUUCGCGUACGAUUUUCUUAUUCUUCCCAAUAAGCGCGUUCAUCAGCUCAUCACCUUGUGACGAUAUGAACGACUUGUUCAAAGGCUUCGCAAAAGCCCAUGCUGAGCAGAACGGAUACCUGCUCGCGGCAACGCUCUCUCCAAUAGCCUCAUCAGGAAAUCCUCAGCGACUAAGGUUAAUAUGGAAGAGCAGCCAUUCGUCUAGCGUCAAAGGCGAUAUCAAACACUUCAUCAAGUCAAAUUCAUCUCAUCAGCGAAGUCUUGAUCACGAGGAAGUGAAGGGUUGGGUCGAGGUGUACGCCGCAUAUUGGAAUGCUAUUGGGGAUGUUGUUGCUGUAGAAGAUGGCAAGUCAACAUGGACCAAGGUUUACGAAUCCUGGAAGGAUGUAACAUCCGCGCUGAUCCGAGGCUAUAACAACUUUGGCUUCGAAGCGUGGACAAUCCCGUGUUUAUAUGUAAUUGGAAAAUAUUUGAGACUAUUUGCCAUCAGAUCCGACACGGAGCGUAGCCGCAGUGCUGGUGACAAUUCGGGGGGAGCCGCCCUCAUACAGGAUGAUUUUGACCCAGAGACCGAAAAACAAAGUCAAUUAAGAGAUUGCGAGCAGCACCUAAAGAGAAUAUUCACCCUUUGUCUCAACGACAGAGCCCCGCUCGAAGAAUCCAGGAAAUGGGGUAUCUACUUCAUUAUCAACCUGCUGUUCAAAACAUAUUUCAAGCUAAACUCUGCUUCGCUCUCACGAACUAUUCUAAAGACAUUAAGCGCAUACAGGGGAGAUAUGCCAGCAUUGUCGGCCUUUCCAAAGUCACAGAGAGUCACUUUUAAGUUUUACGAGGGAGUUUUAUUUUUCUUGGAGGAAAAUUAUAUCGAGGCCGAGAAAUAUCUUGUCGAAGCAUGGGAACUCUGUCACAAGGACGCGAAUGCAAAUUUAGAGCGAAUACUGACCUAUCUCAUCCCUUGCCGCCUUCUUACAACCCAUGUGCUGCCCACAAAGGCACUCUUGGAGCCAUUUCCUCGCCUACAAAAACUGUUCCUGCCCCUAGCCCAAUGCAUCAGAAAAGGCGAUCUUCGCGCUUUUGACAUUGCCUUGCAGGAAGGCGAGGAUGAGUUUGUCAAGAGGCGCAUUUACCUUACGCUCGAGCGUGGGCGUGAUAUCGCCUUGCGAAAUCUACUACGCAAGGUUUUCAUCGCAGGCGGAUUUGACGAGCUCAAAGAGGGCGAGACCACGCCAGUACGCCGUACACGGGUACCUGUCGCGGAAUUCCGCGCAGCUAUCUGCAUGGGGAGCGGAGGAGAGCUGGUUGACACAGAUGAGGUUGAGUGCCUAUUGGCGAACAUGAUUUAUAAAGAUCUGAUGAAAGGCUAUAUUGCCCGCGAGCGAGGCAUCGUAGUCUUAUCUAAGAAAGGCGCUUUCCCAGGCACUGGUGUCUAACUAGACAUUGAUAGAUGAUCAAAUUCUGUCAUUAUUACUGAUAUAUUACUCUUAGAACCUCACCGGUAAGGCAUCUCGUUGCCUAGCUUCCUGAGAAAGAAUGUUGGGUGGAUGGGCUGGUGCGUGCGCCUGUUGCAUUACUCUAACACGAUUGGCGCCCAAAUUAUUAUGGUGUGCAUGACAUAUUAGAUAGCUAGCGAGGAUAUACAAGUUUCAAAAGGCCAAUAGGUCCUCUUCUAAUGACUGUUUUAUUCGAUAGC